AAAGAUAACAGCCGCGCGGAGGAGCCAUGGCCGACCACCUGGUGGACGGUCCUCCGCCGAAGCGGCCCAAACUCGAUCCGUUCCAGGGGACGUCGGACUCGACGGUGGGUAUGCCGCCUUUAUUGAUGCACCCUGCUUAUACGAACUACGGGGGAGGUGGCAGUGGUAACAUGCAACAAAUACAGGCCCCAACGCAACAGCUACAUCUGCAACAGCAUCCACUGCAACACUGGAACAACAAUACGGUCCAGAAAAGAAAUUACAUUUCUAACACAGAAAUGUUCGAUCUUGAAAAUGAUCUUCCUGAUGACUUGCUGUCAUCCGGAUCUUGGGGUUCCACAACCGAGAGCACCAAGCCACCUGCAACCGGUCCUGGUCCAGGGCAGCAAAAUGGUGCUCUCGAUACAGAACUCAGACAACAUGUACAGCAGCAGCAACAACUCUCUCAUCAUCUCAUUCAACAACAACAGGGCAACAAAAACUUGGUGGCGAAUUCUUUAGUAAUGGCUGCUGGAACAUUAGGCAAUAAGAGUCCAAAUAUGCAAUCACCACCAAACGUUUCCGUUUCUAAGGGAGGAAUAGUCGAUCCACAGAUGGUCGUGAGUCUUGGUAAUUUACCAAGUAGUAUAGCCAGUUCAUUGGCGAAUAAUCAAAUGUCGAUCGCGAAUUCGAUGGGCGGUUUACAAUCGUCCAUGAGUAUGGCCGGAAGUAACCCCGCGAUGUCGAUGCCGGGUGGCAUGAAUUCCGGUUUAGUGAUGACUAGCACCGCUAGUGGAAACAACAUGGGAGGAAUGGCUGGCGGGAGCUUGAUAGUAACGAACAGUUUGAACAAACAACCUUUAAAUACAGUAACCAUGAUGGGCCCUAAUACUCAAGCGAUACAUCAUCCCGGUGCUCCUCACGGGGUUACACCGAUGCAAAACGGUCCUGGAAUGAUGAACACAAGAGCUGUGGCAAUGCAGCAACAACAACAAGCGCAUAUGGUUGGUCCGGCGAGGGGGCAAAGUCCUCACCAACAGGUGCAUCAAGUUGGCAUUGUCGGUCCCAAUCAGGGUGGUCCAAGAAUGCAGGCUCCUCCUAAUAUGGCAAAUAUGCCGACUAUGGGGCAACUAGGUGCAUCGAAUCCGUACAGCUACGGUUCUCCAAAUACGGUUGGACCAGGGGCAGGCGUAACUGUAUGCUCCAAUAAUCCCGUAGGUGUCGUCAAACCGCAGCAGAAGGGCGUAGGAACAAACAUGAGUCCUAUGCAAGCGGCAGCCGCUGCUAGCAGAUUUACUGGUGCUGCUGGUCCGAUUGGUACUACGAAUGUCGUGGGCGGUCAGGAAGGUGGAACGGCAGCACAGCAAGCGCAGCCACCAGCACCAAGUCCAGCUCAACCUCAAUCGGGAGCACCGACCGGAGGGCAACCAGGUCCGCAGCAAGCUACACAAGGACAAAUGCCUGGUGCUGGUGCUCCAGCGGGCGCAAAAUCGACACCAGAUCCGGAAAAAUGUAGACUCAUACAACAACAAUUGGUGCUACUUUUGCAUGCGCAUAAAUGUCAACGACGCGAGAGUCAAGCUAACGGCGAGGUGAGACAAUGCGCCUUGCCGGACUGUAAAACCAUGAAAAAUGUUUUGAAUCACAUGACGAAUUGUCAGGCUGGUAAAAACUGUACGGUGCCUCACUGUAGUAUGUCUAGACAAAUCAUCAAUCAUUGGAAACAUUGUAAUCGAAGUGAUUGCCCAGUCUGCUUGCCGAUAAAACAAGCAAAUAAAAACAGGACUAAUUCUGCGCAAGCGCCCGCAAUUCAACCAAAUAAUCAGCCAAAUACAAGUCCAUCCGAAAUGAGAAGGGCUUAUGAAGCUUUAGGGAUUCAAUGUCCAACAACAACAUCGGGAAUUUUACCUGGUCAAGGCGUUGGAAGAGGCGUCAGAAUGCCAGGUCCCGGUAUGACAGGUCCUCCAGGAGCACUGGGGAAUGUUAGAUUAGCGCAACCUCAAACACAGACUGCACCGGGACAAUCCGUAGUCGGUGCUGGACAACAAGUAGUCGCUCCGAACGUAUCUCUUCCUUUAAAUUCCGAUCCUAGUACUGUCGGAGUAGCCAGCAAUCAGACUGUACCGACAACCGGACCCACAUCCGCCGCAGCAGCAGCCGCUGCCAAUAUACAACAAUCUGUUAAUAUGCAAACAUUGUUCGGACUGAACGAGUCUGGACAACCUGGUGUGAUAGGCGGGGAAAAUAGAUUAGCAAAUCUGCAGCUUCCAGGUGGUCUUCAACCCGGACAAGUCACUGCGACGCCGAUGCAAGGAACAAAGGAUUGGCAUUUGUCCGUCACUCCUGAUCUCAGGAACCAUCUCGUUCAUAAAUUGGUUCAAGCGAUAUUCCCGACUCCCGAUCCACAAGCUAUGCUCGAUAAAAGAAUGCACAACUUAGUCGCAUACGCGAGGAAGGUAGAAGGUGACAUGUAUGAAAUGGCUAACACUCGGUCGGAAUACUAUCAUCUGCUAGCUGAGAAAAUUUACAAGAUUCAAAAGGAACUCGACGAAAAACGACAAAAACGAAAGGAACAACAACAGCUGCAAGCACAGCAGCAACAGCAGCAACAACAACCAACGCAGCCACCGGGUACAUCUGGCCCUGGAUUAAGGCCAUGUGCGCCUCCAAAUGUAGGUACCGUUAUGCCAGGGGCAUCGAAACCUGUCGGGACAGUACCACCUACUUUACGAAGUCAUUCACCGAGUAUGGGUCAACUGGCAACGAUACCAGCAAUGGCCAUCCAGCAGCAUAAUAGGAUGCAGUUCCCACAGCAGCAGCAGGCGCAACAACAACAGCAGGCCCAACAGCAACAACAAGUGCAAGCUCAGCAGCAAAUACAGCAGCAGCAGCAACAACAGCAACAGCAACAACAAGGCAUCCUGGUUGGCCCUCCUGGUCCUAGCCCAAAUGGACAAUCUACAUCUAACGCCAAUAUGGUGCCUAAUCCUGGACUGAGUCCAUUUGGACAACCUCAAAUGUCUCAGGCUAAUCUCACAACCACUACUGCAUCUAACAAUGCGACGACUAGUCAAUUUCCAACGUCCAAUGGUACGAGUGCCGGUUUACCUAACAGUUCUCCUAUUCAGAACCAGCAUCAAUUUCCCGAUCUCAUGAAAGUUAGACUGGCGCAAGCCCAGGCUCAAGCUGCGCAACAACAGCAACAACAACAGCAACAGCAGCAGCAGCAGCAAAGUCAGCAACAACCACAACCGACGAGUACUCCUAGCCAAGUUGGUACUCCAGCAACGUCGAUUCCGCAAGCACCAUCACCGUUUAGUGGCAUGCAACAAAGUGCACAGCAGCCGCAGCAACAGCCGCAGCAACAAUCGAAUCAACAAUUUCCAACUCGACCGUUGUCAGCUACCACGCCUAAUGACAAUGGCAUUGCAACAUCGACACCACAGACGAUACCACCGCCUGCGUCAAGUGGACCAAGUCCAACGGGUGGCGUACCCGUGACGACUACGGGUACAACUAACGGACCUCAGUCAACCACCUCCACACCAAAUACACCACUUGUACCGUCAUUAAUGACACCAAAUCAAACGGUCUCUUCUGCAUCGAAUCAGACGCCGCCUCAUUCCGGCCCAACACCGUCUCCAGCUGGCCUUGCGAGUCUUGGCAAAGGUAUGACCUCGCAAGAACGUGCAGCACUGAACACUCCACGCAGCACAUCCAUGUCUUCGCAAAUGGCUGCCAUUACAGCAGCGCUGGAUCGUGACAAUUCACCCAGUCCGCCGAUGAAUAAUAACAAAGGUAAACUGGAUUCCAUCAAGGAGGAGAUAAAGAUGGAGAUUAAACAAGAACCACCAGACGAGUCGCAAAAUCACAGAAUGGACGGUAAAAGUGUGAACAAUGAUAUUAUCAUCAAGACCGAGCCGAAAACCGAACCAAUGGAGGAGGGCUCGAAUGAGGCGACCGUGAAAGAAGAACCUGGUAUUAAAGAGGAAAGUAUGACUCCCGUGUCCAGUCAAGACACGACCACCUCUGACAUCAAACCCUUAGUGCCGGAACCGAUUCAACCGAGUGGCACGUCCACUGACAAGAAGAAGUGCUUGUUUAAGCCUGAUGAAUUGCGUCAGGCAUUGAUGCCGACAUUGGAGAAACUAUAUCGACAAGAUCCUGAGAGUAUUCCGUUCCGACAACCGGUAGAUCCUCAAGCAUUGGGUAUACCGGAUUACCCGACUAUCGUGAAGAAACCAAUGGAUCUAUCGACGAUCAAGAAAAAACUCGACACGGAGAAGUACAGCGAUCCGUGGGAGUACGUCGACGACGUGUGGAUGAUGUUUGAUAAUGCUUGGUUGUAUAAUCGCAAGACUUCUCGAGUUUAUAGAUAUUGCACCAAGCUCUCGGAAGUGUUCGAGCAGGAGAUAGAUCCCGUGAUGCAAGCAUUAGGUUAUUGUUGCGGUAGAAAAUACACAUUCAACCCGCAGGUGCUCUGUUGUUACGGCAAGCAGCUUUGUACGAUUCCUAGGGACGCAAAGUAUUAUUCUUAUCAAAACAGAUACACCUUCUGUCAGAAAUGUUUCAACGACAUUCCUGGUGACACAGUGACGUUGGGAGACGAUCCAACACAGCCUCAAACUGCCAUCAAGAAGGAACAGUUCCAGGAAAUGAAGAAUGAUCACUUAGAAUUAGAGCCUUUUGUAACCUGUACGGACUGUGGUAGGAGAGUACAUCAAAUUUGUGUGCUCCACAUGGAAGCAAUCUGGCCAUUAGGAUUUACCUGUGAUAAUUGUUUAAAGAAGAAGGGACAGAAACGCAAAGAGAAUAAGUUCAACGCCAAACGAUUGCCCGUAACGAAACUCGGCACGUAUAUCGAAACGCGCGUGAAUAAUUUCCUGAAGAAGAAGGAAGCGGGUGCUGGUGAGGUCGCGAUCAGAGUGGUCGCAUCCAGCGACAAGGUGGUCGAGGUCAAGCCCGGGAUGCGAAGUAGAUUCGUUGAGAAUGGCGACAUGCCCGGCGAAUUCCCAUACCGCGCGAAGGCAUUGUUCGCGUUUGAAGAGGUCGAUGGCACCGACGUCUGUUUUUUCGGUAUGCAUGUGCAGGAGUACGGAAGCGAAUGUACGCCGCCUAACACUAGACGAGUUUACAUCGCAUAUCUGGAUUCUGUUCACUUCUUCCGGCCUAGACAAUUUCGAACGGCUGUAUAUCACGAGAUUCUUCUUGGAUAUCUCGACUACGCGAAACAGCUUGGAUACACUAUGGCUCACAUUUGGGCUUGUCCACCUUCCGAAGGGGACGAUUAUAUCUUCCACUGCCAUCCCGCAGAACAAAAAAUACCAAAGCCUAAGAGAUUGCAGGAGUGGUACAAGAAAAUGUUGGACAAAGGAAUGGUUGAAAGAAUCGUGCUCGACUACAAGGACAUCUUAAAACAAGCUAUGGAAGACAGGCUUUCGUCCGCGGCGGACCUACCAUAUUUUGAGGGCGACUUUUGGCCGAAUGUGUUGGAAGAAAGUAUUAAAGAACUAGAUCAGGAAGAGGAAGAGAAACGUAAACAAGCUGAAGCGGCGGAAGCAGCCGCUGCUGCGGCAAACGCGAUAUUUUCGCUAUCUGAAGACGCAGAAACUCCAGACGGUAAGAAAAAGGGCCAGAAAAAGGCGAAGAAAUCCAACAAAUCUAAAGCAAAUCAAAGAAAAAAUAGCAAGAAAUCGAAUACUCCUCAAACCGGCAAUGAUCUUUCCGCGAAAAUCUUUGCUACCAUGGAAAAGCACAAAGAGGUGUUCUUCGUCAUUAGGUUGCACAGCGCUCAAAGUGCAGCCAGUUUGGCACCUAUUCAAGAUCCCGAUCCUGUUAUCAAUUGUGAUUUGAUGGAUGGUCGUGACGCGUUUCUCACAAUGGCAAGAGAAAGGCAUUACGAAUUUUCAUCGCUUAGAAGAGCAAAAUUCAGUUCCAUGUCUAUGCUGUACGAAUUGCAUAAUCAAGGCCAAGACAAGUUUGUUUACACGUGUAACAACUGUAAAAGUCACGUGGAGACUAGAUACCAUUGUACAGUUUGUGAUGAUUUCGAUUUAUGUGUGAGUUGUAAAGAAAAAGACGGUCACCCGCAUCCAAUGGAGAAACUUGGUUUUGAUUUGGAUGAUGGCUCUUCGCCUGCCGAUGCCAAACAAACUAAUCCACAGGAGGCCAGGAAAUUAUCGAUACAGAGAUGCAUUCAGUCAUUGGUGCAUGCUUGCCAAUGCAGAGAUGCCAAUUGUCGUCUACCGAGUUGUCAGAAGAUGAAGCGAGUAGUCAUGCAUACGAAGAACUGCAAGAGGAAGACAAAUGGCGGUUGUCCUAUAUGUAAACAGUUAAUUGCGUUGUGUUGUUAUCAUGCAAAACACUGCCAAGAGACCAAGUGUCUUGUUCCAUUCUGCUCCAACAUAAAGCACAAGAUAAAACAGCAACAAUUACAACAACGAUUACAGCAAGCGCAGUUGCUUAGGAGGCGAAUGGCUGUGAUGAAUACGAGACCAACCGGACCUGUAGCCGCAAUGCAGGCCGGACAACAGACCUCAAACGUUGGCAUGACGACUGGAGUCGCUAUGAAACCUGGUGUUAGCACAUCGAAUUUGCCGACACCACAUCAACCAGGUAUCGGAUUAAAGCCCGGAACGCAGACUCCUCCUGCUCAUGUUCUACAAGUGGUGAAGCAGGUGCAGGAAGAGGCAGCGAGACAACAAGCACCACAUAUCAAUUAUGGCAAAGUGACACCGGGCGGUGGUGUUGGUGUGGGUGUCGGUGUAGGAGGUCAAACUGGCGGGGUGAUGCCGCCUCCUCAGAUGCAACGGCCGUUGCCGGUUCAGAUGCCGAAUCCUAGCGGCACGCAUCUCAUCCCGAUGGAUCAAUGGACAGCGAGCAGAUACCAGCCGAAUACAGUGAUGCAACAAAAUCCCAACUUGGCGCGACAGCAGACACCACAACAGUUGAUGCAACAACAGCAGCAGCAGCAACAGCAUCAGGCUCAACCGGGAAUGGGGAUGGGUGCGCAAAUGGCACGGCAACCGGGCGUGAUCGGACCUGUCGGACAGGUCGGACCGCAGGCAAGUACUAUGCACAAGCACGCUCUGCAACAGUUGAUGCAAACUCUAAGAAGCCCGCACACGCCCGACCAGCAGAAUCAGAUACUCCAAAUACUCAAGAGCAAUCCACCGUUAAUGGCCGCCUUCAUCAAGCAACGAGCGCUUGUCCAUCAGCAACAACCUGGUCAGCAUGGUGGGGGAGUCGGUGGCCCAUUGGGCCCUAAUCAACCCCAACAACAACCUGGUUUGCAGCAUAUGAUGUCUCAACAACAGCAGCCGCAGCAGCAGCAACCGCAGCAGCAGGCGCAGCAACAACAACAACAGGGUAGACUGCAGAUACAGAUGUUGACUCAGCAGGCGCAACAACAACAGCCGGUGCAAGCACAGUCGCAAUGGUACAAACAACAGAUGCUGGUGAUGCAGCAGAGGCAACAGCAGGUGGCUCAACAGCAGCAGCAGCAACAGCAGCAGCAGCAGCAGCAGCAGCAGCAGCAGCAGCAGCCGUUCACUCAACCUCCGGCGCCACCAUACGGUCAACAGCGACCUAUACGGCCGCUUCUUGGUUACGGCGGUUUCAACGAACAGGGCUACGGUCAGCCAGGUCUGAAACCUACUCCGCCGCCCGUGCCCUCGCCGCAAGGCGUCAUGGGUCCGCCGGGGAUCUCCGUGCAACAACAGUUGAUGCAGUCAGUCCGUUCGCCACCGCCCAUCCGAUCUCCGCAGCCCAACCCCUCGCCGCGACCUGUCCCUUCCCCUCGUAAUCAACCGGUACCGUCACCGCGAUCGGGUCCGGUGCCAUCACCGCAUCAUCAUCCGCCUCAUGGCACGCCGACACAUUCGCCGGCCCACGAGCUCGGCGGCGGUCCUAGCGAGAUGAUGCUGUCGCAGCUGGGUGGCGGUCCAGGUGCACCCACCGGCCAUCCCGCCACUAUGCCUCAUCAUCCCUCGCCGGCGCCGGCGCCCACGAAUGGCGGUGCAGACGCCAACGAGGUAACGCCGAUGACGCCACAGGACCAACUCUCCAAGUUCGUCGAGGGGUUGUAGUGACUGUUACGGACGAUCACAUCGGUCGAUGGUUAUGUAAGUGUUUCCCUUAACGGAGACGACAACGGCGGCGCUCGGAUGGCUGCGACCGUCCGCGUCGCGUGAAUUUAUAAAUAAUACGAAAUGUU
This is a messenger RNA of Cyphomyrmex costatus, 8194 nucleotides long. Its product is annotated as CREB-binding protein. Gene Ontology annotation, biological process: positive regulation of transcription by RNA polymerase II. The transcript is spliced from 25 exons. Lineage: Eukaryota; Metazoa; Arthropoda; Insecta; Hymenoptera; Formicidae. Bases 27 to 8066 code for a protein of 2679 amino acids. Gene Ontology annotation, cellular component: transcription regulator complex; histone acetyltransferase complex; nucleus. Gene Ontology annotation, molecular function: histone acetyltransferase activity; protein binding; transcription coactivator activity. The record is from RefSeq and is a predicted model, not a curated record.